CAGAGUUCCAUCAUAGCCAGAGAAGAGAGCAGUGGGAGGACGAUGUAGUACAGGACGAUGAAGAAGAUGACGCCGGAACUGUAGACAUAGUUAUGCUGGUGAAGGAUACGAUGUAUCGAAAGCUAAAAAUAACCGAGUUACUGACUGAAAUGAGGGAGGUAGCUUUUACAGGGCUACUCUUCCUUGGUCAUCAUUUACGCAUAAGAGGAAGUACUACAGGCAGCAUCCUCUUCUUCUAACAGCAAUGAUGCAGUGAGCAAAACAGACGAGUCCACUAUCGGGUACGGUAAACGUGGAGAGAACGCGAAGCAUCUCUAUGGAAAAACAAUAUUUGAGAAGGACAACAGAGACGAAGCAAGAACAGAUGAUGCGACUGAAGAGUAUUCCGACGAAGAGCAGGAAGAGGGAAAGAGCAGCAAAAUGUAUUUUUACAAAGAUUAUGGAAAUGGAUAGAGUCGUUUUAGACAAUUGAUGUCAUUCGAACUACAGGAAGAGGAAGAGCUUUCCAAAGAUUUACCUGGAUAAUCGGACGAUAAAUCGAGACAAUAUAAUAUUCCAAUUCCUUUGAUGGCAUAUCUAGCCUAUACGCUCACUCCGUCACAAGUGAGCCCACUCCUAUCCUAUCCUAUUCCUUGUAGAACAACUGGAACUUCUAACUCUACUACUGUAGUCUUCUACUCCUCUAACCUACUACCGGACCUCCGCGGCUUGAGCUGGACACCAGGAAGGUGAAGAUUACCAACUAUGGAGCGAUGAAAACAACGGCUGCAUCUUCUGCUAGAAAAAGUACCAUGAUGGAACCAGUGCCGGAGGAAGACGACUCGGUUGUUUAGCAUUCAUAGGAGACUCGGUUGUUUAGCUUUGAUAGCUGCAUACCCUCCAAAGCAUGUGUCUGCAUAUGAGAACUACUAAGGAAUCAUCACCGCACAGCAGCAUAGAAAAGUACAUAGAGUUCUAAUUUUAAGCACAUUUCUACAUCAUGACACAGGUUCGCUUCUCUUGUUUCUCUACACAAGACCCACCACGCUCAUAUUGUCAUACCAUCGUCGGUGCAGUAGUACCCAGCAGUCC
Messenger RNA from Amoebophrya sp. A25, 1071 nucleotides. Lineage: Eukaryota; Dinophyceae; Syndiniales; Amoebophryaceae. The record is from the annotation of a GenBank genome assembly.